GAAUCACGUACUAGCGUGCAGCGUGGUUCCAGAUGCGUGCUCCGGUGCAGUUAUCAUGAGAGCUGGGCUUCGAAAAUGCUGUUUAUAAUAGAAUAGAAAUCCACGCUGUGGUGUGAUUAGUAUUUCAUUUAAUUGUUUUUGUUUAAUUGAUCAGUUUAAGAUGGGGAAAAGCAAGACUAAAAACCAGAAGAAGUCACGUGUAGCCGCGAAUCACGUGGCCGAGGAGACGUAUGGAAGCGUGCCGCACUCUUUCGUCUUUCACCGUGGACAGAUCGGGAAGAACGUGGAUCAGCUGAUGAUGGACAUGCGGCGUGUCAUGGAGCCGUACACGGCACAGUCCUUAAAGGUUCGAAAGAAAAACGUCUUAAAAGAUUUUGUGACCGCAGCAGGACCACUGGGAGUCACACACUUCCUCGUCUUCACCAAAACCGAGAACAGUGUUAACUUGAGACUGGCCCGACUUCCUAAAGGCCCCACCGUCCAUUUCCAGGUUAUUAAGUACACUCUCAUAAAGGACGUGAUUUCGUCUCUAAAGAGGCACAGGAUGCACGAUCAGCAGUUUACUCACCAUCCACUGCUGGUGCUGAACAAUUUUGGGAUGGAGGGCAUGCACAUCAAGCUGAUGGCUACCAUGUUUCAGAACAUGUUUCCUUCCAUCAACGUGCACAAGGUCAACCUGAACACCAUAAAGAGGUGUGUGUUGGUGAAUUACGAUUCUGCGUCACAAGAAAUCGAGUUUCGGCAUUACAGUCUGAAGGUGGUCCCUGUGGGCAUGAGUAAAGGCGUUAAGAAGCUCUUGCAGGAGAAGUUUCCCAACAUGAACAAGCUGGAGGAUAUCAGUGAGCUGCUCCUGAAGGGUGUGAACCUUUCAGAGAGCGAAGCAGAGCAGGAUGGCGAGCACAACAUCACCGAGUUGCCCCAGGUGUACUCGGGCCGCGGGAACAUGAGGGCGCAGCAGAGCGCCGUCCGGCUUACCGAGAUUGGCCCCAGAAUGACCCUGAAGCUGGUGAAGAUUGUAGAAGGCAUGGGGGAAGGCAACGUGCUUUAUCAUUCUGUCGUGACGAAGAGCGAGGCGGAGAUUCGGGAGAUCCUGAAGAGGAAGGAGGCCCGUCUGAAGGAGAAAGCAGAACGCAGGAGGAAGCAGGAGCAAAACAUAGCCCUGAAGAAGGAGAAACGAGACGAGAACAAAAAAAGGAGUCUGGAGGGAAUAAAGAGGAAACGGCAGCAGGAAGGGGCUGCGUCUGAUGACAGUGAAGUGGAGGAUCCUGGGAUGCAGGAGGAUCAGCCUGAGGCUGAGGAGUCAGAAGACGAGGCAGAGUAUUACAGACAGGCUGUGGGAGAGGAACCCGAUGAAGACAUGUUCCCCACUGCAAAGAGGAAACGUGCCCCAGGCAAGUCACUGAUGCCCUUUAAGAAGAGGAAACUGUCCAAAGCUUCUGGGGAAGAAAAAACAAACCGAUUCAAACCUACAGGCAAGGCUUCUUUCGGUAGUAAAAACUUUGCUGGUAGGAAGUUUGGCGGGAAGAACACGGGAAAAAUCUCCGGAGGAGGCAAAGGAUUUAAAUCGGGAAAAAUGUCAGGGGCCAACAGCCGGUUUGGGAAGAGCAAAGGAGGAAAGAGGUUUGGAGGAAACCAGAGGGAAAGGUUUGGGGAGAAGAAAAGUGGCGCAAAGGGUUCAAUGGGGAAAGGACAAAGAGCAAAAUCGGGCUCUGCGUUUAAAGCAGGUCCGAGAGGAGGACAAGGAAAGAAAGACUUCAAGAAGAAGAAAGAGAAAAGGUGAAGAGAAAACAUGAGCCAGGCUCUACACUAGCAGGACAACCUGGUGGUGUUGAUGAUGCCAGUCUGAACUGCUAACCAGCCCAAAGCAGCCAUGAAAAGACUGCAGUUUGUUGAAAAAUAUAUAUUUGUGCUUUGUAAAAAUGUUCAUAAAUGUUUAUUGCAUUUACAGCAAAUAAAUAAUGGAGUCUUUCAUAAUA
Messenger RNA from Hemibagrus wyckioides, 1976 nucleotides. RefSeq names its product peter pan homolog (gene ppan). The coding region runs from base 161 to 1780 and encodes 539 amino acids. The transcript has 12 exons. Lineage: Eukaryota; Metazoa; Chordata; Actinopteri; Siluriformes; Bagridae. Gene Ontology annotation, biological process: ribosomal large subunit assembly; rRNA processing. The record is from RefSeq and is a predicted model, not a curated record. Gene Ontology annotation, molecular function: rRNA binding. Gene Ontology annotation, cellular component: preribosome, large subunit precursor.